Molecule: messenger RNA, 1123 nt
Organism: Rhipicephalus sanguineus (brown dog tick)
Lineage: Eukaryota; Metazoa; Arthropoda; Arachnida; Ixodida; Ixodidae
Exons: 4
Coding region: 437-1123 (228 amino acids)
Molecular function (GO): nucleic acid binding
Source: RefSeq, a predicted model, not a curated record
GGCAAAUGCCGUUUGUCACAAGUGAAGACGAUCGACUCGCAUGGCUUGAGGUCGACUUCACUGGCUACCUCGAGGACAUCAAGCUGGAAAGCGCGAAGUGUCGAGCAAAGUCCCUCACUAAGGCGACGUAUGAAGCAACCAUCAUGACGACAAGAUCAACGGUUGCUGUUGUGGAGUACCUCCUGAAUGACGUCGGGGCAAGUAUACUAACUUUUUAAGGAAAGAUGAAUUAUUCAACUUUGAUAACUAAUUGGCUCAUUAUGUUUUGUAAAUAAGUUUUUCUAUAUAAUGGUUUAUUACUAUUUUCAGCUUCAAGUACACCUUGACGCGGGCUCUCAACAGUGAUCCAGUUGAGUCGCUAUUCAGCUGCUUCCGCCAAUUCAAUGGCGGCAACGACCGAGUUGACGCCAGAACAGCUGUCUUCACAGCAGAGAAGAUGCUAAAGGUUGGCAUUUUAGAGGCAGCCAGAAGCGGGAAUGCGCCAUCUAAUUCAGAGUGCCAAACGGCAUUGAGAGCUACGAACAGUUUCCAUGGAGCAAAAAGUCCAGCCAUUCCUGACGAGGCUCUUGCUGUGCUGUGGAAAAUUCAGCACGUGAUGAAGUACGAUGAAGUCCCCGUCCUAUUUGACUUCACCGCGCUGGUUCACCUGGCAGGAUAUUUGGCUUUCGUUUGUGAAGAAAAGGUAUCAUGCCCAGCGUGCAAACUGCAGUUGAAAGGAAAAGAUUCACGCGAGGGUGCAUACCAGUUCGUCUUCAGCCUUGACCAAGGAGGGCUCCGCUACCCCCGACCUCAAGUUGUCUGGUUGUGUAAGCUGCAGGACUUGUCCCCCUUGCACACGUCUCGCGCUGCCAAAAACCGCCUGGAAGAACUCUGCGUCAUGGUUGCUGACUGGCCGCCACUGGGAGCGGAUAUGAAUAUUAUUGAAAACGUGUGGGGUCUAAUGAAGAGUAACCUUUCAAGAAAGGGCCUUCACAACGCGGGCUGCGACGAACUAUGGCGCAAUGUUCAAGCCGAAUGGGACCUCUUGAAAAUGGACCGCGACCUCAUACCAGCGCUGUACGACUCUCUUCCACGACGCAUGGCAGCGGUUGUUCAGGCUGGUGGAGCCUUUAGCAGCUACUGA